Molecule: messenger RNA, 207 nt
Organism: Auanema sp. JU1783
Lineage: Eukaryota; Metazoa; Nematoda; Chromadorea; Rhabditida; Rhabditidae
Source: the annotation of a GenBank genome assembly
AUGAACAGUGAAGUUUCUGUGGAAUCCGUGCUUCAAGCUCAUGUUUCCGGAAAUAAAACCUUAAAAGAAAACUUGAAAACAAAUGAGGUGCCUAUUGCCGACCUGAUAGAUUUCAAUGCAUCAGUAUCUACUCCCCCUGCUAAAGCCGCCAAAUCAACAACUUCUUCGUCCCCUCCCACCGCUCAAAGUACUCAUUUACUAGACUGA